This is a messenger RNA of Ixodes scapularis (black-legged tick), 570 nucleotides long. RefSeq lists its product as uncharacterized. NCBI's taxonomy places the organism in Eukaryota, Metazoa, Arthropoda, Arachnida, Ixodida, Ixodidae. The transcript has a single exon. The record is from RefSeq and is a predicted model, not a curated record. The coding region runs from base 1 to 570 and encodes 189 amino acids.
AUGGCGUUGAGCACUCUCAACAAUCCUGUGCUGGACGAUGAGGACGAAUGCAACUUCUGGUCGAUGUUCGCCGCUCAUCAAGCCGUGCUUCAACGGCGACGUAUGCUGGAGCAAAGUGUACUCGCCGAGAUCGACGAACUGCUCUCUGAGCAGAAACGCGCUGAGAGACGGCGCAACCGGCUUGUGCUAGCGGCUGCGCGACUCUGCUCCCGCGAGCGGCAUGUGUGGGCGUAUCCCCGUGCCAGGUCUUGGUACGAGACAACGCUCCCGUACUUUCCUGAGAGCACGUUUAGGGAGAACUUCCGCCUAGACCGCAGCACCUUCCGGUACGUAGUAAGCGUAUGCGAGUGUAUGAGACGAAACAACACCAACAUGCGUCAAGCUAUCCCUCUGGAGAAGCGUGUGGCUAUUGCCUUGUAUCGCCUGGCGACCUCGGCAGAAGACAGAACUGUCGCAAAUCUUUUCGGCGUCAGCCGGUCAUCCGUCAACAUAAUUUUCAGAGAAUUUUGUGAAGUUCUGGUGCAGCGCAUUGAACCACGGUUCGUCAAGUUCCCUCGACCCAAUGACUAG